Molecule: messenger RNA, 1079 nt
Organism: Moneuplotes crassus
Lineage: Eukaryota; Ciliophora; Spirotrichea; Euplotida; Euplotidae
Source: the annotation of a GenBank genome assembly
AAAAAGUUAUAAAAGAAAAUGAAUACUGGCUUAGCGAAAAGACUAAAGAAACAGUUGAGGGUUAAUCGGAUGGAUUUCACCCUUAUUCCCCAAUUAAAAAGGAAAAACAGGUCACCUAUUCCUAAGACUAUUGGUAACCUUAAAGCGAUGAAAGCACAACCAAACCGGAGGUUUAUUUCUCCAGUAGCACAAGUUCAUAUGGCAAUGGUAUUAAACAAGAUGAAAGAGAAACAAUCCUCGAAGAGACGAAGAAAUAUUAGAGGAAGAGGGAAAACUAAAAUGGAAUUUAGCAAACGAAAGAGUCCUAUUUUUAAUACUUUUCAUCAGCGGCCAGAGAAGAAAGUGCUGUCUAACCCUGGAAGCAGCAGGAAACUAAAGAACAACUCAGGCGCAAAGUUAAAAUAAUGUGAAUAUCAUGAAGCCUUCUAGUCAGAGAAAGACUACUAUGCUUACACUAGUUAAGGGCUCGGAUCAGAGGGACAUAGGUACUUUGGGUACCAAAAUAUCUCCAACCUCAGAAACUCAGUUGAAUAAAACGAAUAUUUCACAGAAUAAAGAAAGAAAAUCAAAUGCCAACCCUUUUGCAAACUAUCACUCCUUUCUGGACCAGAAGUUACCCGAAAAUCGAUAUGAUUCGAGGAGAAAUGUAUCAAGAAAUGACUCUAAUUUGUCAAACACCACAAAAAAUUUGUAUAUCAUGCUCAAUGGACGAGCUUCAGAGACCUCAGACAGAAACCUUGAAGAAGAGUCUCAAAGAUCAGACUCGAAACAGUCUGAUAGAAACCAUCUGCAAGAUCCUUCACCUGGAGGUAUGAAGAUGAGGAAGUUUAAAAAGGCUCGUAUGGAGUCUUUUCAGCUAGAUAUUAUCAAAGAGAUGCCUCCUAAGAAGCAAUCGAAGAUAAUUAUUCCUCCUCAUGCACUCAGGAAGAGUGGAUUAAAGAGCCCAGGAAAAAUAAUUGGCUCUCCUAACGAUAUAAUACAAUACAUAGGGCCAAGUCCCAAUCCUUCUACAAAGAAACAGAAGUUUACGUUCAAAUUCUAGUCUUUAGACAUUUCUAUAAUCAUUAAUUCUCAACAUA